AUGGCUACGCUCCAACUGGAAAAGGUGAGCGAACCAGUACCCCAGAACGAGCACGGCGUAACUACGGUGUUCGUCGACGUGGGCAAUACGAAAUUUGGAACUCCUGUUACCCUUGGUGAGAAGAGCCCCAUCGCCAACUUCCUGGACAAGACAAGGGGCGGUACCCCUCACGUUUGUCUGGAAGUCGACGACAUCGAGGCAGCCGUGGCUGACCUGAAGCAAAAGGGCAUCCGCAUGCUGGCCGAGAAGACGCGCAUCGGAGCACACGGAAACCAGUUCAUGUUCUUGCAUCCAAAGGAUUGCGGAGGUGUCCUCGUCGAGCUGGAGCAGGCGUAGAUUCAGUGCUCUUGGUCGAGUCGCAUU
Rhipicephalus sanguineus (brown dog tick) is the source of this 363-nucleotide messenger RNA. Its product is annotated as methylmalonyl-CoA epimerase, mitochondrial-like. Gene Ontology annotation, molecular function: methylmalonyl-CoA epimerase activity. The record is from RefSeq and is a predicted model, not a curated record. Gene Ontology annotation, cellular component: mitochondrion. NCBI's taxonomy places the organism in Eukaryota, Metazoa, Arthropoda, Arachnida, Ixodida, Ixodidae. Gene Ontology annotation, biological process: L-methylmalonyl-CoA metabolic process.